AUGGUUGGCGCAUUCCCCGUGUUCAAAUUAGGCGUCCUCGCAGUCAAGCAGAUUAGCCGCCCAAUCGCCAAUCGCCUUAAACAAAAGGCCUCUCAUAACGGUUUCUUUCGGCGUUACUUAUGCAUCCCCUCAGGGCAACUUUAUCACAUAUGGAACACACGACUGAAGCUGAAAAUACUUGGUUUGAACAAACCAAAAGAUGUGAAGAAGCUACCCGAGGAGAGCGCCGCCGAGGUAGGAGCCGAAAUCCUCGGCGAAUGCAUUAUGUUCAGCAUAGGUGCAUUCCUCAUAUUCCUUGAAUAUCGACGACAGUCGAGAAAUGAAGCGGAAAAAGAGCGGAAAGCGCGAUCCGAGUUAGUAGCUCUGCACAACGCAAUACAGGGCCUAGAAUCAAGAGUCGCCUUUCAAUCUGAGGCCCUCUACAAGCUUUCGCAGCGCCUUGAGGUCAAAUAA
Messenger RNA from Echinococcus granulosus, 453 nucleotides. Its product is annotated as Putative OPA3-like protein. The transcript is spliced from 2 exons. Gene Ontology annotation, biological process: regulation of lipid metabolic process. Gene Ontology annotation, cellular component: mitochondrion. The coding region runs from base 1 to 453 and encodes 150 amino acids. The record is from RefSeq and is a predicted model, not a curated record. NCBI's taxonomy places the organism in Eukaryota, Metazoa, Platyhelminthes, Cestoda, Cyclophyllidea, Taeniidae.